Messenger RNA from Glarea lozoyensis ATCC 20868, 897 nucleotides. Its product is annotated as Thioredoxin-like protein. Lineage: Eukaryota; Fungi; Ascomycota; Leotiomycetes; Helotiales; Helotiaceae. The record is from RefSeq and is a predicted model, not a curated record. The transcript has 2 exons. The coding region runs from base 1 to 897 and encodes 298 amino acids. Gene Ontology annotation, biological process: regulation of G protein-coupled receptor signaling pathway.
AUGGCUACCAGCAACUUAAAUCAACAAGCUUCCCAGACUGCCGCUCAGGAAGAGUUCAAUAACCUCGUCUCGAAAGCCUCAGCAUCUGAAAAAGAGAAUCAACAUCCAGCUGAUAACGACGACUAUCACCACGACAAAGACAACAGUGACAUAGACGAGGACGACGAGUAUCUGUCAAAGAUCUUAGACGAGACUAUGCGUAUGCCAGCUUUUGAUCGUAUGCCCGGCUCAGGCUCCGGCCAACUCCGGCUUCCUCACAGAGACUUUGACAAUGGAAGGACGACAGGUGUGAAAGGUGUUAUCGCUGAUGCGAGGAGUUAUGAAGAGGCAAGACGGAAUGGAAGCCAUCGAAGGAAUACAUCAAGACAAUCAACAUCUUUGGCCGACAAACGAUCAAGCACUAUUUCAUUUCUUAAAGACGAAGGGGAGGAUAGCGAUGAGGAGGAUGAAGAGUUCAUUGAACGAUGGAGGCACCAGAGACGAAUGGAAUUGGAGAAGGAGGGCAAUGACAUUCGCAACCGAAGAACAAGUCCUAGUGUGAGACGAUAUGGACGUUUCGAUGAGGUUGAUGCUCUGGGAUAUCUAGACGCCAUCGAGAAGGUCACGAGAGAAACAGUCGUUGUAGUAUUCGUCUAUGAUCCAGAGUGCCCAGUAUCACAAAUCAUCUCCGACGCUCUCGAACCCCUAGUCACCAAAAACCCAUCAACCCACUUCGUCCGCAUCCACUACGAGGAAAUCGAAUUCGACAACGCCGGUGUCCCAGCGAUCCUAGGCUACAAGAACCAAGGCGACCUCUUUGCAAACUUGACAUAUAUCAUCGAUCAGAUACCAGAGGAUACGCUAUUCGACACCAAAGCUCUAGAAGAUGUCUUGAGAAAACACCAGGUUCUUAGAUAA